This is a messenger RNA of Hydractinia symbiolongicarpus, 1311 nucleotides long. Its product is annotated as glutamine synthetase-like. The coding region runs from base 77 to 1186 and encodes 369 amino acids. The transcript is spliced from 4 exons. Gene Ontology annotation, molecular function: glutamine synthetase activity. The record is from RefSeq and is a predicted model, not a curated record. Gene Ontology annotation, cellular component: cytoplasm. NCBI's taxonomy places the organism in Eukaryota, Metazoa, Cnidaria, Hydrozoa, Anthoathecata, Hydractiniidae.
CUUUUAUUUUACUUUCCAGGAAACAAUAAAACUAUUUAAGCAAGUGUAUAUAUAUAAAUAAAUAUAAAUAUUCAAAAUGGCUACAUAUCAUGGAUUGAAUCAAGCUGUUUUGGACAAAUAUUUGGAGCUUGACACCCGGGGCAUGAUCCAAUUAAAUUACAUAUGGAUUGAUGGCUCUGGUGAAACAAUGCGAUCAAAAACAAGAACGAUAGAUUGGGAUCCACAAACCAUAGAGCAAUUGCCAAUAUGGAAUUUUGAUGGUUCUUCCACUGGUCAAGCAACUGGAAACAACAGUGAUGUUUAUCUUCAUCCAGUCGCCAUGUAUCCUGAUCCUUUUCGUAGAGGAAAAAACAAACUGGUCCUUUGUGAAACAUACACUUAUGAUCAUAAACCAACAAUAUCGAAUAAACGCAAAUCUUGUAAAAUGGCAAUGGAUAAAGCAAAAAGUUUUUAUCCCUGGUUUGGGCUUGAACAAGAAUACACAUUACUUGACAAAGAUAAACACCCCCUAGGGUGGCCUAAACAUGGUUACCCUGGUCCGCAAGGCCCUUAUUAUUGUGCAAUUGGAACUGGUAGGGUGUUUGGGCGUGAAGUUAUGGAAGCUCAUUACAGAGCUUGUUUGUAUGCAGGUAUAAAAAUAGCAGGAGAAAAUGCAGAGGUUAUGCCUGCACAGUGGGAGUUUCAAGUUGGCCCAUGUGAAGGAAUUGACAUGGGUGACCAUCUCUGGGUUGCACGUUACCUGUUGGAAAGAGUUGCGGAAGAUUUUGGAAUUCGAAUAUCUCUUGACCCAAAACCAAUACCUGGUGAUUGGAAUGGUGCUGGUUGCCAUGCUAACUUCAGUACUGCUGAAAUGAGAGAGGAAGGUGGCAUCAAGUUGAUCUAUCAAGCCAUCGAAAAGUUGUCAAAGCGUCAUGCUUAUCACAUUAGGAUGUACGAUCCGAAACAAGGUCGCGAUAACGAACGUCGUUUAACUGGUCGUCACGAAACGUCAACAAUACACGAAUUUUCGCACGGCGUUGCACAUCGGGGAUGUAGUAUUCGUGUGCCGCGCCAAUGCGCAGAGGAUGGAUAUGGGUAUAUGGAGGAUCGCAGACCUUCAUCGAAUUGCGAUCCGUACAGCGUUACCGAGGCGCUCGUACGGACUAUAAUUUUGGACGAAGUUGACGAAGAAGAAACAAAGGAAUAGAAAGCAGAACAAAUUUGAACAAAAACGACAUUUUGUUUUCAUGACAAUAAGUAAGAUCUUUUUUGGUCAUUUUUAAAUGUGUAAAUUACAAAUACCUAACGGAUUAUAUAUUCUGUGUGUAUUUA